This is a messenger RNA of Ramularia collo-cygni, 276 nucleotides long. Its product is annotated as probable U6 snRNA-associated Sm-like protein LSm6. Gene Ontology annotation, molecular function: RNA binding. Gene Ontology annotation, cellular component: nucleolus; U6 snRNP; sno(s)RNA-containing ribonucleoprotein complex. Gene Ontology annotation, biological process: mRNA splicing, via spliceosome; maturation of SSU-rRNA. NCBI's taxonomy places the organism in Eukaryota, Fungi, Ascomycota, Dothideomycetes, Mycosphaerellales, Mycosphaerellaceae. The coding region runs from base 1 to 276 and encodes 91 amino acids. The transcript is spliced from 3 exons. The record is from RefSeq and is a predicted model, not a curated record.
AUGAGCGCUGAACCGGAGAAUACUGUGCCAAACGGCGAGGGCGAUGCCAGAGAUCCAAGUGGCUUCUUGAGCGAGAUCAUCGGGGCGCCUGUGACGGUGAAGCUGAACUCUGGAGUCGUCUACAAGGGCGAGCUGCAGUCUGUGGAUGGCUACAUGAACAUUGCUCUCGAAAACUGCAAGGAAGUGGUCGAGGGGAAGCUGAGACGGAAUUAUGGGGAUGCUUUUGUUAGGGGAAACAAUGUAAUGUACAUCUCUGCAGACGCAGCGGGGAGCUGA